AUGCUACACGUAACGCCUUACUCUGGUGGGAGGUUGCUGGCUACCAUGAUGUUCAGGUCACAGAAGGAAGCUCUAACCUUUAAAAUAUAUGGUGACCCGGACGCAGCUGUUGUUGAGUUCAUGUCUGGAGAUGAUAUCACUGUUGUUGGGAUAAACAUCACUACUCAACUCAAACUAACAGGAGUGUUCGGGUGGGGACUCAGGUUGCGGCCGCAGGCCCACUUGCUCAUGGAUCAAGCGCUCAAGAGGUCUUAUUCUAUAAACUUUACUCUUCACAUGAAAAGAAAGAAUUGUAGAUGGAGAUGGAGAUGGAGCUGGAGCAAUCCAUGGGUGAGAUUUUGA
Eruca vesicaria subsp. sativa (arugula) is the source of this 342-nucleotide messenger RNA. NCBI's taxonomy places the organism in Eukaryota, Viridiplantae, Streptophyta, Magnoliopsida, Brassicales, Brassicaceae. The record is from the annotation of a GenBank genome assembly.